Messenger RNA from Mytilus californianus (California mussel), 288 nucleotides. Its product is annotated as ankyrin repeat domain-containing protein 49-like. The record is from RefSeq and is a predicted model, not a curated record. Gene Ontology annotation, molecular function: protein binding. The annotation marks the transcript as partial. Lineage: Eukaryota; Metazoa; Mollusca; Bivalvia; Mytilida; Mytilidae. The transcript is spliced from 2 exons.
GUUCAUUUAAAUGUUUUGGAGUUUGGUGUGACGUCCAUUUUUGCUGAAGUAAACAAAUGUGCCAACGAUGGUUGGUAUCCUCUGCACAUGGCAGCAUCUGAUGGAAAUACUGACAUCAUAAAACUUUUAAUAAAGCAUAAAGCAAAAUUGAACCAGCAAAUGAGUGAUGGAAUGACACCAUUAUAUUUAGCUUGUAAUUUUGGUCAUUGUAACGUAGUGAAGUUAUUACUUGAUAACAAGGCUGAUGUGAACAAAUGUGAAAACAAUGGAUGUCACCAUUACUUGUAG